AUUUCGUAGGGCAUGCAUAACAAAAUUGAGAACAUAAAAUUAAAAACCAUAUAUAUAUAUAUAUAUAGCCUGUGGAUUGUUGAUAUAUUGUACGAUUGUAUAAUAAAAACAAUGUGUAUUGAAGGAAAAUACACAUUGAAUGCUGUAUAUAUAGUAUUGUCUUUUGGAGAGUAAUUAGUGAUAAAUAGAGGGAGGAAAAAAGAAUGUUGAGAGAGAAAGAAAGAGAAAUGGAGAAGGAGAGUUUUCCUCAUGUGCUUCAUAAACACCCGCUGAGCCUGAUCCCCAAUCCCGCCGCAGAAACUAUUCAUUCUUGGCACACUUGGUGUUUUGGUUGUUGGAGAUUCUUUUUACCAGGAGAUGCAGCCUAUGGAUGCAGCCAAAGGUGUGGAUUUGAUCGGGUAUUACACAAAGAAUGCAUGGAAAUGCCGAGAGAGAUUCGUCAUCCUCUCCAUCCUUCACACUCACUCACACUACAACAAGAUUCUUCAUAUGAUAUCAUAGGUACAUGUGCAGUUUGUGAAGAUUCACUUAUGCAUGGGCCGUUGUUCUACAAAUGUAGUGGGGGAUGUGAGUGGUCGAUCCACUUGGGAUGCACAGGGGAUUUUGAAGCAGCAGCAGUUGAUGAUUCAACAAUGAAUCACCGAAGCCACCCUCAACAUCAACUCAUCAAGAAUACAAGAUCGUGCUCCUUCCCCUGCGAUGCCUGUGGUGCCACUCACAAAGGGAACGCCUACAUCUGCACCCUUUGCAACUACUGGAUACACGAGAGCUGCGCACUCUUGCCGGUGUCUGCGCACUUCCCUCAUCAUCGCCCCGACCACUCUCUCUCACUCGCUUUUAAUCCACCAAAUGAGUACAUCCAAUAUGCAUUUGUGUGUGCUAUAUGCAGUGGAACUUUGCCAAUGAGACGUUGGGUCUAUCAUUGCCAGCUUUGCAGAUAUGUCGUCCAUAUCAACUGCGCCACCAACACAUCCUCCCUCUCACUUUCGAAUUCAUCUAAUAACGAAAAUGUUGUUGAUGGUGAGAAAUACAUUACCAAGGGUCCGAUAGAUGACAUAUAUGAGGAGAUUAUCAGACUCUUUGUUAAAAGAGAAAGAGGACAAAUUUUCAUUCCUAAUGAUCAUGACAAUCAGAACAUGGAUGGCAAAUACAAGUUCAACAAUCACCACCAUUUUCUAAGUUUUACUACAUUUUCAUCACCCUCUUCAUCAUCUCAUCAUCACAAUCAAGAAGAAGAAGAGGAAGAUGAUGGUGAUGAUGACGAAGACAGUAGUAUUCCAAGACCGGAAGUAACAUGUGAUGGAUGCACAUUGCCUAUACAUGAAAAGAAGCAAAGAGAUGAUGAUGAUGAGUACGAGAAUGGUUACAUGAGUUGUGAUGAAUGCAAAUACUUUCUCCACUUGUCCUGCUUUAACUUACCACCACACCUCCCAUCUCUUCCACUCCACCCCAUCCAAAAUCACAAUCUUACACUUCGAAAUGCUGGCAAACUAACAGAUUGGGCAUUCUGCAAGGUUUGUGAGAGUUAUACGAAUGGGCUCUUUUAUAAGUGUACCCAAUGCUCCUUCACUACAGACAUCAAGUGUGCUUCUCUGCCCAACACCAUAAAACACGCAGCUCACCCACAACAUGAUUAUCUCAAUCUAGUCUGGGGCAGUCACAGCUGGUACAAUUUCUGUGGUGUUUGUUAUGAUACUAGACCUUCAAAAAGUGUAUUUUACAAAUGCAAUAGCUGCACGUUUUGUAUGUGUGGUGAAUGUGUGUUGCUACCAGCACAAAAUAAGCAUAGAUUGGAGAAGCACCGAUUGUGGUUGACAUAUGAUGCAUAUGUUAAUCGUCCCGGUGAGUUCUACUGCAGCAGCUGCGAAGACCAAAUGAAUCCGAGGGGAAGGAUGUAUCAUUGUCGAGACUGCGAUCAAUCCUUUCAUCCCGAAUGCAUUCCUGCUAGGUCGGGUAUGUAUAAAAACAUCAACUAUGGGAUGCAGCAGUAUGUGAUUCCCACUCUUCAUCACCCUCACCACCCUCUUAGAUUUCAAAUCAUAACCAAGAAAAAGCGUUGCGACCUAUGUCGUGGCGAUAGUUAUAAUGAGCCUGGAUUUCAAUGUGCAUCAUGCUACUUUGUCAUGUGUAUGCCCUGCAGUGGAAGUCAUGACAUGGAUGCCUUUAAGCCCAUCUGAUUCACAACAUUCACAUCCACUUGAAUCACUCCUUUUAGUUGGGUGUGUAUAGAUUGUUGUAUUUAUGGGCUAAAUUAAUGUGUGUUGUUCUAAUUUAAGUGAUGAGUUGUAUGCUAUGUAUCUACUUACCCUUGUAGUUCAAAAACUAUAUAUAAGUUUUAUAGUUAUUGUGUAUUA
Salvia miltiorrhiza (redroot sage) is the source of this 2354-nucleotide messenger RNA. RefSeq lists its product as uncharacterized. Bases 204 to 2177 code for a protein of 657 amino acids. The record is from RefSeq and is a predicted model, not a curated record. Lineage: Eukaryota; Viridiplantae; Streptophyta; Magnoliopsida; Lamiales; Lamiaceae. The transcript is spliced from 2 exons.